Molecule: messenger RNA, 1381 nt
Organism: Carassius gibelio (silver crucian carp)
Lineage: Eukaryota; Metazoa; Chordata; Actinopteri; Cypriniformes; Cyprinidae
Source: the annotation of a RefSeq genome assembly
AUGCUAAAAGUACUUAUUCCUACAUUUAUACUAUUCCCAACAAUUUGAUUAACUUCUCCUAAAUGACUAUGGACAACGACAACCGCACACAGCCUCCUAAUUGCCUCCAUUAGCCUAAUAUGAUUUAAAUGGACAUCUGAAACUGGAUGAACUUCCUCCAACACAUACUUAGCCACAGAUCCACUAUCAACCCCCCUUUUAGUACUAACAUGCUGACUACUUCCCCUUAUAAUUUUAGCCAGCCAAAACCACAUUAAUCCGGAGCCAAUUAGCCGACAACGAUUGUAUAUCACGCUCCUGGCCUCACUACAAGCCUUUCUAAUUAUAGCAUUCGGCGCCACAGAAAUUAUUAUAUUUUAUAUUAUAUUUGAAGCUACACUUAUCCCAACCCUUAUCAUUAUUACCCGAUGAGGAAAUCAAACCGAACGGCUCAAUGCAGGAACCUACUUCUUAUUUUACACCCUAGCAGGAUCACUCCCGCUUUUAGUUGCCCUUCUCCUUCUCCAGCAAUCUACGGGCACACUAUCAAUGUUAGUUCUCCAAUAUUCACAACCUCUACAACUCGAUUCUUGAGGCCAUAUAAUCUGAUGAGCUGGCUGCCUAAUCGCAUUUUUAGUUAAAAUACCAUUAUAUGGAGUACACCUUUGGCUACCAAAAGCACAUGUAGAAGCCCCUGUAGCAGGAUCAAUAGUAUUAGCAGCAGUUUUACUAAAACUAGGUGGAUACGGAAUAAUACGAAUAAUAGUGAUAUUAGACCCCCUAUCAAAAGAACUGGCCUACCCAUUUAUUAUUUUAGCCCUAUGAGGCAUUAUUAUAACAGGGUCAAUUUGCCUCCGACAAACAGACCUAAAAUCACUAAUCGCCUACUCAUCCGUAAGUCACAUGGGCCUUGUAGCAGGCGGGAUUUUAAUCCAAACCCCAUGAGGAUUUUCAGGAGCAAUUAUUUUAAUAAUUGCCCACGGAUUAGUCUCCUCAGCACUAUUUUGCUUAGCCAACACAGCUUAUGAACGAACACACAGCCGAACAAUAAUCCUUGCCCGAGGACUACAGAUUAUUUUUCCACUAACCGCAGUAUGAUGAUUCAUUGCCAACCUGGCUAACCUAGCACUCCCACCACUACCCAACCUAAUAGGAGAACUUAUAAUCAUUACAACACUAUUUAACUGAUCCCCAUGAACAAUUCUACUUACAGGUCUAGGAACACUUAUUACAGCUGGCUACUCCCUAUAUAUGUUCCUUAUAUCACAACGAGGCCCUACACCAAAUCACAUUACGGGACUCCAACCAUUUCAUACCCGAGAACACCUACUGAUAACACUACACCUAAUUCCCGUCAUUCUAUUGGUAACAAAACCAGAACUCAUAUGAGGAUGAUGCUACU